GAAAUACAGAACGAGUCCUGAAUAAAGACCGCCGACGACUGCCGCUAGUCAGCGCCAGGCCUCCAGCCUGCCACCACCGCACGUCCGCACCACGCAGCGACGCCCUGCCUGACCGCCUCCAGCCUCCAGGACCACGACCGCACCAGUCCGGCAGUUCACUAUCCACGCUAGGCCGCUACCCGCACUUCUGCAGUAACCGAUGGCAUGCUGUUGCUUCUUGGACAUGGGAUGCACAGGAUGAAACUUGUGGGAUAUGCAGAAUGGCCUUUGAUGGUUGCUGCCCUGACUGCAAAAUCCCUGGGGAUGAUUGCCCUUUAAUUUGGGGAGCUUGCAACCAUGCAUUCCAUCUUCAUUGCAUAUUGAAAUGGGUGAAUUCACAGACUUCACAAGCUCAUUGUCCUAUGUGCCGCAGGGAAUGGCAAUACAAAGGAUGAUUGCAAACUUCACCAGUAUUUUUCUGAUUGGAAGAAUCUUAGCAGCACGAAUGUUCUUGUUUUCUGGUCUUCUGUCAUCUACUCCUACAUUUUUCUAAACUUUCUCUGUAUUUCUGAGAUUAAUCUUCGCAGACUAGAUACCUAAAUCAUCUUCUCUCUAUCUACUGAAUAUUACCAAAUUAAAAGGGGAUUUCUUCUUAUUCUUAAUAUCGUUUUUUUUCAUUCUUUGUAUUUCAAAAUGAGCAAAUCAAACCUGCGCCUUUUUUUUUUGGAAGUCCUUUAAUUUUUAUCAUUUA
Messenger RNA from Cuscuta epithymum, 730 nucleotides. NCBI's taxonomy places the organism in Eukaryota, Viridiplantae, Streptophyta, Magnoliopsida, Solanales, Convolvulaceae. The record is from the annotation of a GenBank genome assembly.